This is a messenger RNA of Megalopta genalis, 3227 nucleotides long. RefSeq names its product cytoplasmic aconitate hydratase. The record is from RefSeq and is a predicted model, not a curated record. Lineage: Eukaryota; Metazoa; Arthropoda; Insecta; Hymenoptera; Halictidae.
GUAACCUCGCAACUCGCAACUCGCAAUCACAACUCGCAAUCGCAACUCGCAAGUAAGGAAACUGGACGACGUGACUCGUACAGUAACAAUCAUGGCUGGAGACAAUCCAUAUAAUCAUCUGCUUAAGUCUAUUACCAUCGAAUCCAAAGAUUACAAAUACUAUGACAUCAGCAGCUUUGGAAAGAAAUAUGACAGGUUACCGUACUCCAUCAGAGUUCUUCUAGAAAGUGCAAUAAGGAAUUGUGAUAAUUUUCAAGUAAAAACAGAUGAUGUUGACAAAAUCUUAGAUUGGGAAACAAUUCAAGCUCUAGAUAAUGGGGCAGAAAUAGCUUUUAAACCAGCCAGGGUGAUAUUACAGGAUUUUACGGGAGUGCCUGCAGUGGUGGAUUUUGCAGCUAUGAGAGAUGCUGUUAAAAGAUUAGGUGCUGAUCCAGAUAAGAUAAAUCCGAUUUGUCCAUCAGAUCUUGUUAUUGAUCAUUCGAUACAAGUUGAUUACAUUAGAAGCCCUGAUGCUUUGAAAAAAAACGAGGAUCUUGAAUUCGAAAGAAACAAAGAACGGUUUAUGUUUUUAAAAUGGGGUGCCAAAGCAUUCAAAAAUAUGUUGAUUGUUCCACCAGGAAGUGGAAUAGUGCAUCAAGUCAAUUUAGAAUAUUUAGCCAGAGUUGUAUUCAACAUAGAUAAUUUGCUGUACCCUGACAGUGUAGUUGGGACAGAUUCGCAUACAACUAUGAUAAAUGGUCUUGGUGUACUUGGUUGGGGUGUAGGCGGUAUUGAAGCUGAAGCUGUUAUGUUAGGGCAAGCAAUAUCUAUGUUAGUACCGAAAGUUGUAGGCUAUAGAUUAGAGGGAGUUCUGAAUCAAUAUGCUACUUCAACCGAUCUUGUUCUUACAAUUACAAAGAAUCUACGUCAAAUUGGAGUUGUUGGAAAAUUCGUAGAAUUCUUCGGUCCUGGUGUAUCUCAACUAAGUAUUGCAGAUCGAGCUACGAUAUCAAACAUGUGCCCGGAAUAUGGUGCUACAGUUGGAUUCUUCCCAGUUGAUCAGCAAAGUUUAGCAUAUCUGAGACAAACAGGAAGAUCCGAAGAUCAUAUUCAAAGAAUUGAGAAAUAUCUUACCACUAUACGAAUGUUGAGAAAUUUCGACGAUGAAAACGAAAACCCCAUCUUUUCCGAAGUAGUCACACUGGAUCUAGGAACUGUCGUUUCCAGUGUCAGCGGUCCUAAAAGGCCUCACGAUCGCGUCUCCGUGACGGAUAUGAAGACAGACUUCAGGAAUUGUUUGACUAACAAGGUAGGAUUCAAGGGAUACGGCUUAAGCCCUAAAAAGGUGGACUCCGUAGGUAUGUUCGAGUAUGAGGGAAAGGAUUAUAAACUAAGGCAUGGUUCCGUAGUUAUUGCCGCUAUUACUAGUUGUACUAAUACUAGUAAUCCCAGUGUUAUGCUUGGAGCAGGUCUUUUGGCAAAAAACGCGGUGGAAGCUGGCUUAACCGUCGCACCGUACAUAAAAACAUCCUUGGCUCCAGGCUCGGGGGUAGUUACUUACUACCUGAAAGAAAGCGGGGUGACUCCAUACCUGACGGCGUUAGGAUUCGACAAUGUUGGUUAUGGGUGUACGACUUGUAUCGGUAAUAGUGGCCCUCUUCCUGACGCUAUUGUAGAAACCAUUGAAAAAAACGGACUUGUGUGCUGCGGCGUACUUUCCGGCAACCGUAAUUUCGAGGGUAGGAUUCAUCCUCACACGAGGGCAAAUUACUUAGCGUCACCGCUGUUAGUAAUUGCUUACGCCAUCGUUGGCACGGUGGACAUAGAUUUUGAAAAAGAGCCAUUAGGUCGCCGAGCGGACGGCAGUCCAAUAUAUCUUCGAGAUAUUUGGCCCACCAGAACGGAUAUUCAAAUAGUAGAACAGAAAAAUGUGAUCCCGGCUAUGUUUAAAGAGGUUUAUAGCAAAAUAGAGCAAGGCAGUUCCAGCUGGGCCAAUUUAAUAGCGCCUGAGAACAUACUGUAUCCAUGGGAUUUACAGUCCACGUAUAUUAAGAGUCCGCCAUAUUUUGAUGAGUUACAAAAGGAAUUACCAAAAAUGAAGCCAAUAAAAGGAGCACAUGUUCUUCUGAAUCUCGGCGAUUCUGUUACAACGGAUCACAUCAGUCCAGCUGGAAGUAUUGCUCGUAAUUCUGCAGCAGCGCGAUACCUUGCUGGUCGAGGGUUGACACCGAAGGAAUUUAAUUCUUACGGAUCACGUAGAGGUAACGACGCAGUAAUGUCUCGAGGCACUUUUGCCAACAUUCGUUUAGUGAAUAAAUUUGUCGGCAAACCUGGACCACGUACAAUUUACAUUCCUACUAAUGAAGAGAUGGAUGUUUUCGAUGCCGCUGAGAAAUACGCAAAAGAUCAAAAGCCUUUAAUCAUUCUUGUCGGUAAAGAGUACGGAUCUGGAUCUUCUAGGGAUUGGGCUGCAAAAGGUCCAUAUCUUCUUGGAAUUAGAGCAGUUAUAGCUGAAUCUUACGAGAGAAUACAUAGGUCAAAUUUGGUAGGUAUGGGUAUUAUUCCGUUAGAAUACCUACCUGGGCAAAACGCGGAUUCCUUAGGAUUGACUGGACUCGAAUUAUAUGAUAUUCCCAUCCCUGAAGAUGUUCAGCCUGGCCAGAAGGUUAUCGUUACGACAAACGAUGGGAAGAAGUUUGAAGUAAUCGUACGGUUUGACACUGAGGUUGAUUUAACAUAUUUCAAACACGGUGGUAUUUUGAACUAUAUGAUCAGGAAAAUGCUCUGAUAUGCAUAGCAGACGACAGAUGAAGUCUGAAUUAUUCUAUCGAGAAAUGUUACUUAACACAAUACUUAACUUUGGGUUUGGACUGGCAGCAUAAAAUGUCUUAGUAUAUCCAUAUCCUUUAUACUUAGUAAAAGAGAGAAGUAAAUUAGAACGAAUACGAUAUCGCAUCCUUAUUACGAGACGUUAGUGGAUAAAGAAAUAACAAUGAAUUUAUGUUUGAUAAAUAUAUAUUUAUUUUUGAAUAUUACAAAUUCUAUUAGAGGAAAUAGUUUUAUACUUUGAUAUAUUAUACAAGGAAGAUUAACGUCGUGUAUUAGCAAUUCGAUUAGUUACGAUUUACACAGUAAAUAAUGUUCAAGUUUCGAUCAAGUCAAAUUUGUUUAAUAUUUUCUAACAGUCUUUGAAAUGAGCUGAGGGGAAAUGAAUAUUUGUUAAUAUAAUAAAAUAUCUAUAAAUUGUU